Messenger RNA from Neurospora crassa OR74A, 1170 nucleotides. RefSeq lists its product as hypothetical. The record is from RefSeq and is a predicted model, not a curated record. Bases 1 to 1170 code for a protein of 389 amino acids. The transcript is spliced from 3 exons. Lineage: Eukaryota; Fungi; Ascomycota; Sordariomycetes; Sordariales; Sordariaceae.
AUGUUGGAACGCGGAAAUAGGCACUCAUCAAGCGGCGCGACUAUUAUCUCGAACAAAUCGGCCAUAGAUUCAGAUCCCAUGAGUUUUGCCGCCCUGGAGGAAGAGGAUCCCUACCUCCCAAACCUCUGGAUUCGUGAUGUGAAUCUCACAGACGAUCAGGAGCUCGUCAUGGAGCAUUUAAUCGCACAUCUAAAUCACCCUCGCGUGGUGUCACUUCAAGCCACUGCUAACGCUCUCAACGCGCUGAUGCCAUGGAAGACCGUGCCAGAACACCAUAUGUCGUUCGACACGACGACGCGUUCUCUGUCUUCCAGCGGUAUGCAGUUGGAGCACCCAGCCGCAAGAGUGAUGCGAGAGUUCUGGUGCAUAUUCUUCGACGUCGCGAAGAAUAUACCCUACUGGCAUCCUGCCCAAAAGAGACUCCAGAACCUCAUCAAGAAGCUGGCAGACCUCUGCGAUGCAGAUGUGAAGGUGGAGAAGAAGGAGUGGAUGACUCGCGAAGGCGAUGGUCCUGAAACACUGGCAUCCCUUUUGCCGUCUCACAUGGCGGGAGCCCUUGCCGAGUGCUUCAUGGCGUCGGCCGCGGAGUGGAUGAAAUUUGCUGCGCAUCUCUUGUGGCAGCAGGCGCUCGACUGGGACAACCCCGCAAGUGACAAGUCCGGGAAGAACUCGUCCUACAUCUGGGACUUGGGCUCGCCAACCGGUGUCAUGUACGGAGGGGAGUCGGGAAUGCACAUGGAUCGGUGGAUGUAUUGGCACGCCACGUUCCGCAAUAUCAUCAAGAAGUGCAGCAACCUAGAGGAAGCAAAGCUGGUGGUUUACUAUGCGCAGGUAUCGAAGACUGCCAUGGACCGAGUUAUGGGGGCGCCGGAGCCUAACACGGUUGGAGGUGACCUUUCAAAGAAAUUGAAGAGCGAAGUAAGGGGCUAUCUGACUAGCGAGGAUCUCAUUGCGAGGGGUAUUGCUGGUAUUCGCCUUGGUAUUCCCGGUACUUCGGAAUAUGACGCUGUUGAUGACGUGAUUGAGGGUAUUGCUAGUCUCACCCUUGAGGCUACUGUGUUCAAAGAAGAGGCCUUUCGAAGCGAAACGACUUCAAGCAAGAAAUCCAACGUGAAGACCGAAGCGGUUGCCAAGGGCAAGCUGGUCAUCAAGAGCGAAGUCUUGGAUUGA